AAGAGUCAGUGCACUCUGCUCAGAAUUACUCAGAAUUCAAGCCCUUUAGCUGCCUCCCAUGCACACGUGUGUGAUACCAGUUAUGAUUCUUCCAGCAGAAUUCUUAAUUAAUUGUAGGCCAGUAAUCGAACCAUUUGAAGAGACUGACAGUAAAGCAGCAGAUUGGUCAGUUUUGCCUGUUAGAAAUGAAUGAACUACCCUUACCUUACCUAUUAAGAAAUCAGUGCAUUUAAUAAGAUAAAAAUGUUUAAUAUCCAUUGAAUAUGCAGUGAAAUCUAUACAUCCUUUAAAAGUAUCAUAUUUUUUACCAGGACCAGCAAAAGAAGGGUGUUAUUGUUGCAUCCGACAGCAACUUUUCAAUGGCAGUGGCUUAUCAUGCUUCAGAGCUGCGCAUUCCCAUCUUUGUCAUCAUGGCUGCUAGCACAUCACCAACACGGCUGAAGAUUUGUCGUGAGUAUGGUGCUAUGGUGAUCUCAUAUGGCAGCACCCCUAUGGACUCACAGAGCCAUGCACGCCGUCUAGCACAAGAAAAUGGAUAUCUUUAUUUGGAGGAGGAGGAAAGUUCAAUGUAUUUAGCUGGUCUGGGCACUAUGGGCCUUGAAAUGUACGAACAAAUACCCAGACUGGAUGCUGUGAUCCUUCCAGCAGGGGGCCUCAGUGGACUACUGGCUGGGACAGCAGCUGCUCUGAAACAGCUUAACCCAAACAUCACCAUCAUUGGUGUGGAACCUGAAGAUUUUCCACUGUUGCAGCAGUCUGUAAAGCUUGGAUACCCUGUUAAGGAUUUCCACAGCAAUCCUAACCGCAAACUUUAUGGAGAUCUUGUGGGACCUCCAUUUGGUAAUAACACAUACCAGAUUGCAAAGAAACUGGUGGACAAAGUUGUGGCUGUCAGGGAGGAAGAUGUCCUUGUUUCAAUGCUAAGGAUUCAGGAGUAUGAACGAGUCCUUGUGGAUACUGAAGGAGCCAUUGGGCUUGCUGCAGUCAUUUCAGGAAAGUUGCCGGAGCUACGAGGGAAGAGGGUUGCUAUAGCUGUUUGCAGUGCUAAUAUGGAGCUGCCCUUGAUACGUCACUGUGUGGACAGGGCUCUGGCAAUUGAUGACAGGGUUGGUAAGUUUUCAGUCCAACUAGGAGAAGGACCGGGAGACGUUGGUAAACUCCUUGAUCUCCUAGCAAGGCAGGAUGCAAGAUUACUGGAUAUCAGUCUUGAGAGACCCAGCACAAUGUCUGAUCUUUUUAACAUUCAGGUCUCUUGCACAGUGGAAACCCGAGACAAACUCCAGUCAGCCCAACUUCGGAAUGCUCUGAUGGAGCGAUACACGGCACUAUGCUGGCAGGAACGGUGAUGCUGAAGGCAUGGAAGAUCUUUGGCACUGCACUUUAUUUACUUACACUUACUCUCUCUCUCUCUCUCACACACACACACACACACACAGAAAUACACACAAACUCACAAAAACUAGCUACAUAACUGGACAAACAUAUACUGUAGCAUAACUACUUUGUAAUUUAAUGUUUAUGAAGCAAUUCAUAUGAAAUAUACAUUGCAGAAACUAACCUGAGGAUCUUGGAUGGAUUGUGGAUGUUUUUAACUGAAAUUGUAAAUUUCAGGGUUUUUUCAGGCCAAUUCUCUUUGCAUUUGGAAAAAUCGCAACAUUCACUUUGUAGAAAGUGGGCAGUUACACAAUAUACAAUGUACUGUAUUUUAAAGUAAAAAAUUUUUCAUUUUAUUCUACAAAAUUGUGAAAAGAGAUGGUACCAGAAGACACAAGCAUAAUAUA
Molecule: messenger RNA, 1781 nt
Organism: Polypterus senegalus (gray bichir)
Lineage: Eukaryota; Metazoa; Chordata; Cladistia; Polypteriformes; Polypteridae
Product: L-threonine ammonia-lyase
Exons: 8
Coding region: 360-1346 (328 amino acids)
Biological process (GO): L-threonine catabolic process; L-serine catabolic process
Molecular function (GO): L-serine ammonia-lyase activity; threonine deaminase activity
Source: RefSeq, a predicted model, not a curated record